Molecule: messenger RNA, 4262 nt
Organism: Cavia porcellus (domestic guinea pig)
Lineage: Eukaryota; Metazoa; Chordata; Mammalia; Rodentia; Caviidae
Product: zinc finger protein 709-like
Exons: 4
Coding region: 157-2184 (675 amino acids)
Biological process (GO): regulation of DNA-templated transcription
Molecular function (GO): RNA polymerase II cis-regulatory region sequence-specific DNA binding; DNA-binding transcription factor activity, RNA polymerase II-specific
Source: RefSeq, a predicted model, not a curated record
AGGCGGGCCAAGGUAGGCGGUGUCUUCCGGUGUCAUGGCGUCAAUUGCAAGGCCAGGGCACAAAAGGGAGCACUAAAUGUUUGCUAGACCACUGUUUUUUGCUUCUAUUCGCUGUGGACUGCUUAGAAAGAACCUGGGAGACCUCCAAUCUACGCAAUGGAGGCGGUGACCUUUGAGGAUGUGGUCGUAGACCUCAGCAAUGAGGAGUGGAGUUUGCUGAGUCCAUCCCAAAAGAACCUCUAUAGAGAUGUGAUGGGUGAAACUUUUAGCAACAUGAUUGCAAUUGGAGGACUUGAGGAUAUCCAGGAAGCUGAAAAAGAAGGCAAAAUUUACUGGAGAUACUUAAGAAAUGACAAGUUAGGGAAAUCCUAUGGACAUACAUCUUGGAAUCAGUGUAAAGAAGUAUUCCUUGGUACUGCAGAAGGUAAUGUGAAUGUGAAAAAAACAGAAACACACCACAAUGUUCAGAUCCAUGGAAAAUAUUGCAGUGGAGGGAAACCCUAUGUAUCCAAGCAAAGCGGGAAAGGUUUUACCAAACAUGGAAUUUGUAAGAACCAUGGAAAAAUUCACAGAGGAGAGAGACCCUACAUAUGUAAGCAAUGUGGGAAAGCUUUUACAACACGUACAUAUUGUCAAGUACAUGAAACACUUCACUCCGGAGAAAAACGUUAUAAAUGUAAGCACUGUGAGAAAGCUUUCAGCACACGUAGUUAUUGUGUAAUCCAUGAAAAAGUUCACACUGGGCAGAAAUCACAUAUAUGUAAGAAAUGUGGGAAAGCUUUUAGCAGGAAAAUUCAUUUUCAAAUGCAUGAAAAUGUUCACACUGGAGAGAAACCCUAUGUGUGUAAGCAAUGUGGAAAAGGUUUCAUCCAACCUGGAAAUUGUAAACAACAUGAAAGAAUUCACACUGGAGAGAAACCAUAUGUAUGUAAGCAAUGUGGGAAAGCUUUUAACAGACGUGCAAAUUGUAAGCUUCAUGAAAGAAUUCACACUGGAGAGAAACCAUAUGUAUGUAAGCAAUGUGGGAAAACUUUUACCACACAUACAAAAUGUAAGGAACAUGAAAGAAGUCACACUGGAGAGAAACCGUAUGUGUGUAAGCAAUGUGGGAAAGCUUUUAAAACACGUGCAUAUUUUAAGAUUCAUGAAAGAAUUCACACUGGAGAGAAACCAUAUGUAUGUAAGCAAUGUGGGAAAACUUUUACCACACAUGCAGAAUGUAAGGAACAUGAAAGAAGUCACACUGGAGAGAAACCCUAUGUAUGUAAGCAAUGUGGGAAAGCUUUCAACACACAUGGAGAUUAUAAGAAACAUGAAAGAAUUCACAGAGGAGAGAGACCCUACAGUUGUAAGCAGUGUGGGAAAGCUUUUACAACACGUAAUUAUUGUCAAGUACAUGAAACUCUUCACUCAGGAGAAAAAUGUUAUAAAUGUAAGCACUGUGAGAAAGCUUUCAGCACACGUACUUAUUGUGUAAUCCAUGAAAAACUUCACACUGGGCAGAAAUCACAUAUAUGUAAGAAAUGUGGGAAAGCUUUUAGCAGGAAAAUUCAUUUUCAAAUACAUGAAAAUGUUCACACUGGAGAGAAACCCUAUGUGUGUAAGCAAUGUGGAAAAGGCUUCAUCCAACUUGGAAAUUGUAAGCAACAUGAAAGAAUUCACACUGGAGAGAAACCAUAUGUAUGUAAGCAAUGUGGAAAAGCUUUUAACAGACGUGGAAAUUGUAAGGUUCAUGAAAGAAUUCACACUGGAGAGAAACCUUAUGUAUGUCAGCAAUGUGGAAAAGGAUUCACCAGAUCUGAACAUUGUAAGCAACAUGAAAGCAGUCACACUGGAGAGAAACCAUAUGUAUGUAAGCAAUGUGGGAAAGCUUUUAAAACACGUGCAUAUUUUAAUGCUCAUGAAAGAUUUCACACUGGAGGGAAACCAUAUGUAUGUAAGCAAUGUGGGAAAGCUUUUAAAACACAGGGAGAUUUUAAGAAACAUGAAAGAAUUCACACUGGAGAGAAACCAUAUGUAUGUAAGCAUUGUGGGAAAGCUUUUAACACAUGGGGAGAUUGUAAGAAACAUGAAAGAAUUCACACUGGAGAGAAACCCUAUGUAUGUCAGCAAUGUGGAAAAGGAUUCACUAGUUCUGGACAUUGUAAGCAACAUGAAUGCAUUCACACUGGAGAGAAUCCAUAAGUAUGUAAGCUAUAUGGGAAAGUUUUUACCCUACAUGGACAUUGUAAGCAACAUGAAAGUUCACACUCAAGGUAAAACCAGUGUAUAUAUGCAUCAUGAGAAUGGUUUGAGCACAUGUACAUAUUGCAUAAUGCAUGAAAAUCUUCACACUGGGAAGAAAACUAUAUGUGUAAGGAAUGUGGGAAAGGUUUUAGCAGAAAUGCUCAUUGUCCAAUACAUUAUAAAAUUUACACUGUUGAGAAAGCCUAUGUAUGUGAAGAAUGUGGGAAAGCUUUCACCACACAUGGAUAUUGUAAAAUACAUCCAUGACUUCAUACUGGUGAGAAACCCUAUAUAUAUAACAAUGUGGCAAAGCUUUCACCACAUACAGUCAUUGCAAACACAUGAAAGAAUUCACACUGGGAAGAACCACUGGCUAUGUAAGCAAGUGGAGACACUUUCAGCAGCCAGAUUGUAAGUGAAAUACAUGAAAAAAACCAAAGAAGAGAUAAAUCCUAUGUGCUAUGGGAAUACUCUCAGCAUACAUGAUCAUUGUUACAUAUCUGAAAGAGCUCACUGGGCAGUGAUCCUAUGUGGAUUAACAACGUGAGAAAUAUGGCAAUCCAUGUUUCUUGUUAAAUACAUAGAAAAAGCAUCACUGUUUAGAUAGUUUAGAUCUAAGUUUACUUUAAAAAUCCCAAGGAGACCUGAAGAAAUAAUACAAAAUUUAGAUGUCAAUAUUUCUUCACAAAUAUUCCAGAAAUGACAAAUCUGAGGUGGAGCUCUACUCAAGUGCAUAUAUUGUAUGGUUUUCAGUUAAUCACUUGUACCUCUUUAGAUUUUGUAAAGUGUCCUUGUGCUUCAACAUGGCAUCUUGUAAUUAAACAUGCUAAACUGAAAUGGGCUAUUCACUUUCAAGUAUGGAUAGUGUCUAUGUACUUAAUAUUUUGCCUUUAAAACUUAAUUUUUAUAUUUUUUGGUGAAUUGUAAUGUUGUUUAUUUAAAGAGAAAAAAGAAAAAUUGUGGAAAUAAUACAGAAUUUCAGAAAAAUAAACAAUAAGAAAUCACUAGUUGAUUAGUUUCAUAUUAGAAUUAGUUGUUCAAGUUACAAAAUUAAAGCAUACAAAGUGAUAUUCAAAUAAUGACACUGUCAACAGUUCACCUCAAUGAUCCAACAAAAAGUUACUAAUAUGCUUAUCUGUCCUACACACUUUUUUUUCUUAAAGAGGGUAAGAUUAAACAUGACAAAACACAACAGAACAGUUCAUAAGGAAACACAGAUUUCAAAGCAAGUACACUGCAGAUGUUCACUGUCUAUGUUACUGUCUCUAGUUUUCUUCCAAAUAGUUGUUCCCAUCUUCACACACGUGGAAUAUAUACUGAACAUUAUAGAACUAAUCAAAUAAUUACAGGAUGAUGCAGGCUUUUUCAGUCUUUAAGACUGAUUUUGGGGAAGUCGAUAUUGACUUUCAUAAUGUCUCUCAUUCUUUUCAUAGUAACUGUCAUUAUCUUUAUGUAUGCUGAAAUUGAACAUAAGAGACUAGACUAAUAUCCCUCUCAACAGUGAAUAAUAGUAUCCUGAGAAGGAGAAAGGUGAGAAAUUGCCUAAAAAAAAAAAAAAAAAAAAAAAAAAAGGCAGAGGACAUUGUUAAAAGUGUAUCAGGAUUUAAAAGCUAUAGUCUUGUUGCUCUGUUUAGUUUGAUUAUAUUUUGUUCUGGUCUGUCUACUCAUAUUAGAUUUGAGGGUAACAGAGAGAUAAUCCAAAAAUAGCAGGUUAUACCAUGGUAACUAUCCUUAAUUUCUUAUUAACUAAAACUGAAACCCUAUAUUACUUACAUUGUCUUCUACUACUGAUCUUCUUUGAAGCUGGUUUGUUUGAAUGAUAUUUGGCCUUGACUGAUUUUAUUCACAUUUGGUAUGCUUGUUGGUAUCAAGUUCAAGAGAAGAGGCAACUACUGUGAAGAUGACAAGAUGUAAAAGAUAUCCAUUGGGGGGCUGGGGAUUUAGCUCAGUGGCUUAUGCACCUGCCUGACAAGUGUGAGGUCGUGAGUUUGAUCUCCAGUGCCAAAAAACUAAAUAAAUAAAACAUAUCCAUUCCA